AUGCAGCCACCCUACCAUACAUACAUGCAGCCACCAUAUCACCCUUCCUUGAAGCCCUUCUACAAUCUAUCCGUGCAGCCCUCCUACCAUCCAUCCAUGCAGCAACCCUACCAUCUUUCCAUGCAGCCACCAUACAAUCAGUCCGUGCAGCUCUCGUACCAUCCAUCCAUGCAGCCAUCCUACAAACCAUCCAUGCAGCUUUCCUACCAUCCACUCGUGCAACCCUCCUACCCAUCCAAGCAGCCCUACUACCAUCCUUUUGUGCAGCAAUCCUUCCAUCCAUCUAUGCAGCCUCUGUAUCAUCAAUCCAUGAAGCUACCCUACCAUCCAUCCAUGCAGCCCACCAUACCGUUCAUCCAUGCAGCCCUCCUACCAUCCAUCCAUACAGCCACACUACAAUCCAUCUAUGCAGCCCUCCUACCAUCCAUCCAUGCAGCCUCCCUACCAUCCAUCCAUGAAGCCACCCUACCAUCCAUUAAAGUCACCACCCUACCAUCCAUCGUUGCAGCCCUCUUAACAUCCAUCCAUGCAGCCACCCUUUCGUCCAUCCAUGCAGCCCUUCUACCAUCCAUCCAUGCAGCCACCCUUUAA
Molecule: messenger RNA, 591 nt
Organism: Dreissena polymorpha
Lineage: Eukaryota; Metazoa; Mollusca; Bivalvia; Myida; Dreissenidae
Product: guanine nucleotide exchange factor subunit RIC1-like
Exons: 1
Coding region: 1-591 (196 amino acids)
Source: RefSeq, a predicted model, not a curated record